AUGCGCUUCAACGUCCACGAAAUUCCAGCCCUGCAGUGGUUCUUCUCGCUGCCAGCCUUUCCUGCCGCUUCGGAUACAAAGAAUGAGAACUUGGAGGUUCGAAUGGAUUCCCACUAUCCCAUUUUCAUCGCGAGUAAGGGUGAAGCUGACCCACUGCUCAAGAAGCAAAAUGUUGGCCAUCUUUUGAGACUCGGUGUGAAGCCGCUCAUUCAAUCAGCCUAUCAGACGCCUUCAUUGUCACCAGCUCAACACCGGUAG
This is a messenger RNA of Colletotrichum orchidophilum, 258 nucleotides long. RefSeq lists its product as uncharacterized. The coding region runs from base 1 to 258 and encodes 85 amino acids. The record is from RefSeq and is a predicted model, not a curated record. Lineage: Eukaryota; Fungi; Ascomycota; Sordariomycetes; Glomerellales; Glomerellaceae. The transcript has 2 exons.